This is a messenger RNA of Trichomonas vaginalis G3, 354 nucleotides long. Its product is annotated as Ankyrin repeat family. Bases 1 to 354 code for a protein of 117 amino acids. Gene Ontology annotation, molecular function: protein binding. The transcript has a single exon. NCBI's taxonomy places the organism in Eukaryota, Parabasalia, Trichomonadida, Trichomonadidae. The record is from RefSeq and is a predicted model, not a curated record.
AUGAAUGAAUACAGAAUAGAGUUCAAUUUAGAAUAUCAUGCAAGUAUUAAUAAUCUUGAUUCAUUUUUCGUUCAUUAUGAUCACAAUACCAUCCAUUUUCAUGAAAAAGAAGAAAAUGGAAGAACAUCUCUUCAUUUUGCAGCUGAUCUCAAUAUAGUAAUGGCUGAAGAUCUUCUUGCACAUGGUGCAAAAAUUAAUUCAAAAGAUAUAAAAGGAAUGAAAGCUCUUCAUUGUGCAGUUUCUCAUAAUCAACCGUUGAACUUCUUUUAUUGCAAGGUGCAGAAAUCAAUGAAAAAGAUCAAUGGGAAAACACAGAUCUUCUUUAUGCCGAACUUCUUUUUUCACUUAAGAUAG